Molecule: messenger RNA, 1833 nt
Organism: Lentinula edodes (shiitake mushroom)
Lineage: Eukaryota; Fungi; Basidiomycota; Agaricomycetes; Agaricales; Omphalotaceae
Exons: 2
Coding region: 61-1488 (475 amino acids)
Source: RefSeq, a predicted model, not a curated record
AGCUCUCUACGAUUUUUAGUCUCAUUUACACCUUUUUUGGUCUUUCUUUAUUUCAGCUACAUGGCUGAAUCUUCGCUGUUUGUUUUCGAUGUCAAUCCUCAGGGAGAGAGCAUCCUCAGCCCUGAGGAGGUAGCCCGCGUUCACGAGCUUUUCGCCAGUUUCGACACAGCUUGGGACCAUCCCGCGAUUCAAAGUCGACUCAAACAAGCGCGUCGUCAGUCUGAUAGCAGUUCUUCGCCUUUGAACAGCAUGACCUUAUUUGCCGCGAUCUGGUCCUCAUCCACUCCUCCCGAAUUCCACAAGUACCAAGUUGUUUGGAAGGCGAUGCGCAUGCAGCUGGAAAACGAUGGUGUUCUUGCGAAGCUUGUCUCGGAAUUUAACGCCUAUGUGAAGAGGCAAGGCAAGGCACGUCGGAGAGGAAGUGAAAUCGCUGAGUCCCUAGGUCAAAGGGAUACGGAGGCGCCCCAGUCGAUUGGUAACAGCAUUUCGUCAGCUUGGAUGCAGCGUCGUCAGGCGCAACUUAGGACUAAGGGGACAAGGUCUUCUGCUGAUCCUUCGUCUGACAAAGUGUUUGAAUCGAAAUUUCGUGUUCGCGAACGUUCGCCGCCUGCUCCAGUCUCUUCCUUCGACCAAGAUUCAACGGGAUCUUCCUAUGUGUCUUUUCCAUUUCGAGGAAUGUACGAGGACCGCGAUUUGGAUUACGAGGAAGAGCAGAGCAGAGACUCUUCUUUUGACCUCCAUUCGAAUAUUUCGAACUUUCAAUUCCUCUCCUAUGAAUCGGGAGCGGCUUCAACUUCAACACAGUCGUAUCCGGUGACAGGACAUCAACAGACGCUCGCUCCAACCUUUUCUGAUGCGCAGUCGUAUCUGUAUUCCACAAACACCAUUCAACAGCAACACGAGCAGCCUCUAGGAUUUUUCUCUCCGUUUAGCACCAACGAUUUUGCGCCGGUGUUCCCAGAAACCAACCAGAGCGCCGCCAAAUUCAGAGUAGCUCCUGGUCCUUCUAAUCUUGCUCCUUCUCAAUAUGCAACUCUGCCACAGUCAGGCUCGUACCCCACCCAGGCGUACCAAAUAGCCAGCUCGCCUUCUCCGCGGACGACCCCCUCUUCCUCCUAUCCUUUCUCCUCUUCCUCGUCGUCUUCUUUCGACCCAGCGAUGUCUUCUUACAACUCCUCGUUCGACCAGCCUCCAAAUAAUUAUUUGGGAGGAAAUCCUCAUUUGGACUUUGGCAGUGAUUUCAAGAACGAUGCUUUUGGACGUAUGCUGAACGGACAGGGAUCUGGAUUUGGGUAUAGCAGACUACCCGUACAUCCAACAGGGACGAUGAGUUAUGCCUCUGAUUAUAGUCCAGGCCAUAACAUUCCACACGCCAAUUGGAGCGUAGAUGAAAUUGCCGCUGAUGCUUCCUACACUGACUCGGACGACUUUUGCGGAUCGUUUGGUGCUGGAUCAUUGGAUGACGGAGGCAGUUAUCGAAGAUAUUGAUAUAUACAGGAGCUGAACCUGGCAAACGAUGAAAGAGAGACGCCUUUGGAAAGAAUUAGUUGAUUUGCUCUGCUGUGAGCUGACAACCGGACUCACUUGUGUUAUCCGAGUCAAGGAUCUUGUAUCAUAUAGACCUACAUAAACCUAAACGCGGGGACUGUAUGCUUUGCAUGAACUUUAAGCAAGUCAAAUGUAGCAUUAUACCAAUGUAUAUACCAUGUAACACCUUUCUUUCUUGUAGAUAUGAACACCAUUCGUAGAGAGAGUAGGAGCACACUCGAGGAAGAAUCUAGGUUUGCUUUAUAGUUAUAGGUGAAUCUUUAGGCUCUUGUACUUAGUUUAGCA